Candida dubliniensis CD36 is the source of this 1206-nucleotide messenger RNA. Its product is annotated as exopolyphosphatase. Bases 1 to 1206 code for a protein of 401 amino acids. NCBI's taxonomy places the organism in Eukaryota, Fungi, Ascomycota, Pichiomycetes, Serinales, Debaryomycetaceae. The transcript has a single exon. The record is from RefSeq and is a predicted model, not a curated record. Gene Ontology annotation, cellular component: cytoplasm. Gene Ontology annotation, molecular function: exopolyphosphatase activity.
AUGUCAAUUAAAUCAUACUUGACAAAUCUAAGACAGCAAUUGAAAUCCAAGUCUUUAAGCUAUCCAUUUACCAUUGUCACUGGUAAUCAGUCGGCAGACAUGGAUUCAGUUGUUAGUGCUUUAGCUUUUGCUUAUUUCUCCAAUUUGCAUACCAAGGAGUAUAUAAUUCCAUUGAUUAAUAUCCCUAGAAAUGAUUUGAAAUUAAGAAGAGACAUAGUGAUAUUAUUAAAGUAUUAUUCUAUUACCGAGGAUCUUUUAUUUUUUGUAGAGGAUUUCCAAAUCUUUGUCAAAGAAUCAGAUCAAUUAUUAAUCAAUUUAGUUGAUCACAAUAACAUCCAAGGAGAUGAGCAACAUGAAGCUUUUGGAGCCGGAAAGCUCAAAGUGGUAGGAAUUAUUGACCAUCAUGAAGAUGAAGGACAGUUUGUUGAUUCCCAACCAAGAAUUAUACGUACUUGUGGAUCAAACUCCAGUUUGGUUUUCAAUUAUUUUUACAAUGAGUUUUUUAAAAGUAAGGACCCAAAAUUCUUAGAGACUCAGCUUGAAGCUAUAAAGUUAUUGAUGGGACCUUUAUUGAUUGACACAUCCUGUAUGACCCAAAAAGUUGAAGAACCAGAUACAGCUGCCUUCUCUGUUUACCAAAAGGCAUUGGCCGGUGACGAGAAAUUUAUUCAAUUAUUUGCAGAUUCCGGAGAUAAAGAUCCAUAUGCCAAUUACUAUUCUACUUUAAAGGCAGCCAAGAAGGAUGUCUCAGGAUUCAAAUUUGUUGACCUUUUGCGCAAGGACUACAAGCAGUUUACAUUUCAUGGAGGUGACAAAGUAGGAUUCAGUUCAGUUACUAAGUCAUUCAAAUGGAUCGUGGCCAAUUAUUCCAAGGACGAAAUUGAAAGAACAUUCAUAGAAACUCUUGAAGGGAACAAUAUUGAUUUAAUGAUCAUUGGAACGCAUUUCACUAGGAAAGACAAUGGUCAGUACACAAGAGAAUUUGGUUACUAUUACCAAAAACUGGGAAAUGAAAAAUUCGACAAUUUGUACAAUUUGGCAGAGAAAAAAUUGCAACUUAAUAAUGAUAUUUAUGGCGCUGACAAGAUUGAAUCAACACUUGAAACUCUAGGCAACCGGGGAAAUUUCAAAGUAUUUAACCAAGGUAAUAUAAGCGCCUCAAGAAAGCAAGUUGUUCCAAUUGUAAAGGAGAUUCUCGAGAAUUGA